Truncatella angustata is the source of this 1209-nucleotide messenger RNA. RefSeq names its product fungal pheromone mating factor STE2 GPCR-domain-containing protein. The coding region runs from base 1 to 1209 and encodes 402 amino acids. The record is from RefSeq and is a predicted model, not a curated record. Gene Ontology annotation, molecular function: mating-type factor pheromone receptor activity; pheromone binding. Gene Ontology annotation, cellular component: G protein-coupled receptor homodimeric complex; membrane. The transcript is spliced from 2 exons. Gene Ontology annotation, biological process: G protein-coupled receptor signaling pathway. NCBI's taxonomy places the organism in Eukaryota, Fungi, Ascomycota, Sordariomycetes, Amphisphaeriales, Sporocadaceae.
AUGCCGUCUUUCAACCCUAAGACACAAAACUUUACCAUCCUAGGUCCUGAUGGGAAAACCCCGAUCACCAUCUCUAUGGUGGUCAUCGAUGCACUGCGAACCAGGCUUGCCAAUAUAUGCAUAAGCUAUGGAGUGCAACUUGGUCUUAGCUUGAUGGCGCUUCUCGCAGUACUGCUCCUGACUUCACCAGCCCGGAUGCGCAGGUCUCUCUGCUUGGUGCAUGCCAGCUCGCUCGUUGUUGCGGUCAUGCGCCUGAGUCUCUUGAUCCAGUACUUCCCCGGCCCGCUGUCCGAUUACUAUGUCAUCUGGACCAAAGACAGGAGCGCAGUCGACCAGGAGGACUUCAACAUGAACACCGCGGGGAACGCCCUCAACGUCGUCCAGUGGGCCCUCAUAGAAACGGCUCUGAUCAUGCAGAGCUGGGGCUUGAUGAAGACCUGGCCGAACGGCUGGAGACGUCUCACGAGAGCUUCUGCGAUCGUGCUCGCUGUCGUGACGGUCCUGAUCAAGAGCUUGUGGAUCGUGCAUUAUACCUGGGCACUGCAUACCGUUACCCUGCCGGUUACCAUGGACGCCGUUGGGCAGGCGGCGACGGUACUCGGCGCCGCGUCGAUAUUCUACUUCUGUGGAAUAUUCGCCGUCGACUUGAGCGUACACUUGGUUACCACGAGAAGCAUCCUAAAACGCAUGGACAGGGGCUUGACAAACAUGGAGAUCCUGGCCAUCGGGAACGGUAUCCUGAUGGUUUUGCCAAGUAUCUUUGCUGGUCUCGACGUCGCCGCAAACCUCAGCGGCACCCGCAUCCUGCCCUUCGAUGCAGGAUCCUGGGUUAUGACACUCGUCGUCAUCGGGCUCCCUCUGAUUUCGUUGAUCGCCAGAUACCGAGGCCCCACGUCGGCGACGCCGUCUGACCGGGCCUCGCACAGAUUCUCGAUUUUCACAAAUUCCCCGUUCAACCAGAUGUACAAGGCGCGGACAUCCCAGGGGGAGGAAACGGCCUUUGACAGUCCGUCGGGCGGCAGCUUCAUGGCGUCCGCCGAGCCAGCCGGGAAGACAUCGAUGCGCUACGGCAGGAUGGGGUCGUCUCGGUUCGAGAGGAUAGAGAGUCGAGGGCGGUCCGAAGAUGUGGAGUUAGGUAUCCAAGUGCGGAGGGAUGUAUCUGUUGUUGUAGCACCGGGCCUGCCGAGUCGGCCACCGGUGGCCUUAUGA